Molecule: messenger RNA, 855 nt
Organism: Lachancea nothofagi CBS 11611
Lineage: Eukaryota; Fungi; Ascomycota; Saccharomycetes; Saccharomycetales; Saccharomycetaceae
Source: the annotation of a GenBank genome assembly
AUGGGGCCCAUUUAUAAACGCUGCUUUUCGAGCUGUGCACCUGUGCGUUUUCUUGGACGCUUCCAAAAGCAUCUGGUCAACACAGCGCCCAAAGAGCAUGUUGUCAAAGAACUGGUACGACCUGUGGGACUUCGCGAGGCUCCAUCGCCAUCUGUAAGGUACAAAGAGGGCAAUUCAGUGCGGGACUUGUUCGACGAUGCCAAGACCAGUCAAAGAACGCGUGAAUUGGAAAUGCAGUUCAGCAAAGGUGGGCUGUACGACAUUUACACUUUCCGCAAAACCAAGGGCAAGUUGUUCCUGUCCCCGCCGUCAUUCUGGAAACAGGACAAAGCACAGUAUUUCCCGCAUUUGCAAGGUCGCAGCCUGGAUGACUCCAAGAACAGGGAUGUCGAGAACACGCUACAAGGCAAGCUGUCUGUGGUGCGUAUAUUCACCAGCGCGGCUGGGGAUUCGCUGGGUAAAUCCUACUUCCAGAGCGAAGAUGGUAGCGACUACCUCCAAGACGAAUCCUCCUUGAACGGAUCCGAGGAGAAACUUACUACCCAGAUCGUGGAAAUCAAUUUGACAGAAAAUUAUCUUAAGGCUCUCUUCGCUAGACUUGCCCUAGGACAGCUGAGAUCGUCAGUUCCCACAGAACGCCACUCUCGCUAUUUUCUAGCCGACAGGAAUCAGCUGUCGUUCGGAAUCCGCGAAGAACUGCAAAUCAAUAAUCUCUACACGAGCUACGUCUUGGUGGUGGACCCCCAACUCAAGAUUAGAUGGAUGGGUUGCGGUGCAGCCGACAAGAAAGAGUUUAACCUGCUUUGGAGGUGUGUGAGAGGGCUCAAGAAGGAAUUGAGCUCUAAACUGCCAUGA